UCCAACUUCAAACUAAAUGGUCCACAUUAGUCUCCGCUCUCUUCUUAUUUCCAAACACGCUAAUAAUUACUAAAGAACAGAAUUAUCAUUUUCUGAAACUUCGUGAUUUACUGCGCUAACCUCGCAAUUGGUUUUGUCAAUCAGCCAUCUAUACAGAAGCAGGAUCUCUGGAAUGAAUGGAUAAACAGAUCAUCGUGCCAUCAAUGGCAACAGUUUUAAAGAGGUUUCUGUUCAAAAACAGGAUUUGGUUUGAGUAGACCCGUUCCAGAAACGGUGAACGGGCUACGAUGGGGUCCCAUCUUCUCGAGAUCUUGCGCCAAGGAGUAUGGGCUUCUUUUACAGGUGGCUGGUUUCACGACCCGAGACAACCCUUAUUUAUCAACACGGUUCAUCUGUAUCUCUGGAUAUUCUUCAUGGCAUUUCCCCUCACUUUAUGUAUUUAUUUCACAUCCACUCCUACAAUUUGGUCAAUAUAUGUGGGGACCGUUGGUGUAGUGUUUUUGUGCAUCAAAGUCGUAAAUUGUCGAUUCCAUUAUUUAUUUGAUACGACGGAACCUGUCGUUGAACCUGAAAAGGAGAACGAAGGCGUGACUCUCGGCGAUGAGGAAGUCAAAGUAGUCGUAAAAACGCAGAAUCUUGGACUAAACGAAUCGGAGGGAAUAGAGCUUCAAGAUAUGACAAUGAGUAGGUCGGCUGCAAACCCUAGAUUGAGGAGUUCAUCGAUAGAAGAUACCACUGCUGACCCUCCUACAGCCACCAACCUAAAGGUUGACGUGCAUCGCAAUGAAUGUUCGUCCAGCUCGGAUAGCACAAGAAGUAGUGUGUCAUCUCAUCUCAAUAAGCCAAAUUCAAGAAACUCAAUAUGCCAGGAUGAACAUGAACUAGAUAUCUCAUGUGUAAAUGUUGGUGCUCUUGAGAGCGUAGUUAUUCAUGAUACUAAUGCGUCGAAAGCUCAAAGUCCAGUCGAGGAAGAAGAAGAUAAUCAAGACAUUUGGAUUUCCGGUGACAACAGCAAUGGCAUUAUGGAGUUAUCCCAAGUGGUACUACCAUCAUCAGACGGAUUCAAUUCUUCAGGAAAGCUUUUAUGUAAUGUUCUCAGCCUGGACUCAGGCCUACGGGAUGGAGAUGAUUGCUCAAAAUCUGAAAACAAAUUGAAACAGGCAGCAUCUUUGGAUAUGGGAUCUGUACUUUCAAAGCACGAGUCCGAUGAAAGUUGUAAGCACAAGCGCUUACAAUUUCGUCGCACAAGAAGUGUUGCUGAGACUUCAAGUUGUAACCAACACGUCGACACUCAUCCUCAUCAUAUUGUUGCAACACCAAAAUCUAGUAAACAAUCGGGAUCUCGAUCCAUUUGUGGGAGUCAAUCAGCUCAUAACUUGCAGUCAGCAGAUAAGCGGGCUGACUCGAAGCCUAUUUUCCAAAUUGGAUCUAAAGAAGAAGUUGGGAAUAACAUUGAUGAAGUCAACAAUGAACAACAGCAAAGAUUGGGAAAGGACAAGAACAAUAAAAUUGCUUCUUCAAUCCAACGCAGUGAUUCCGAGAGUAAAUCAGAAAGUGAAAGUGACGACGAGCAUGUGAGGAGCAGAACGCCAUUACUCCAAAGACAUUGUAGUUUGGAACAAAAAUCCUCAAAGGAGCAAAUACCUUUGUCGCUAACAAAGGAAAGGGAUGAUAACAAUAUCAGUGAUACAGCUGCUAGCCAUUGUAAACGAGUGUCAUUUAGCACACGAUCACUAGACGGAAGCCAACACUACUAUCAUCAACAUCAUAAGGGACGAAGCAAGUUGGACGCCAUUUCAAAAGAUCGAGAUAAUCGCUUAGGAAAGGAAAAACGACGAAAGAACAUUCAUCCUCAUAAUCGGAGUUCAGAUGUAAGAUCGUCAAAGCAAAUGUACCAGCGUAGCGAGAGUGCUGCUGAAGUCCGAAACAAUCUUAGUCAAUAUUGUUCUGGCUUGGAUAAAGAAAUAUCCAGUGUUCCUGCGUCCGUGUCAGCAGAUAACGUGGAAGAAUCUUCUUUGACAGAGAAACGAUUUGCACUGGUUCCGCAAAAUGAUUCAUUAGUAGGAUGGAAUCUCGCUGGGGGGCCAUUUUUCUCUGGCCAAUGGAUGUUUCAAGCUGUGAACGUUGCUGUAAAAGCAAUAUCUACAUCUAUGGGAGGUUCUACUGAAGAGUUUUGUGAUAACACGGAAAGCAAAAUUCAAAACUGUGAUACAGAUUCUAUUACGUCAGCAGACUCUCAAAAAAGUCAAAGUUUCUUGGGACUAACAUGGCUUUUUGCUUCAAACAACGAUUUAUCCAAAGAGCCAUCAGACGCUGAACCAUUGGUUUCGGAAGUCGGAGAAAGUCAAAAAAAUCGGGAAACUACCUCAGCAGUUACUACACCUGAAGAUUUGAGAUUCGGUGCUAUUCCAAAACGUCACACUGGGAUUCAGCCCCAUGGAAGUUGUUCUAGUGGUAGACGAGGAAGUGGUUCACGGAGAGGUGAUAGAGAAACUAGUCCACGGGUCUUGGAAAGGUUAUUGGAAGAAACUCACGAGCCCUCCCCUACAUCUUCUGCUUUUGGUGGUCUUUUGUUGGAUGAUAUAGCCACAAAUACCAACCGUCGAAAUAGAAAUGAAAAUAGGCACAGACAUCGACGGGGAUCAGGUGACCGUGAUAGUCCUGUACCGUCUGGCGCUCCAUUUCUCCACAGUGCUGCCCGGGAGUUAAAACUUCAACUAAGGUCACUUGGUCAGCAAAAUUCUUUGGAUAUUGCUGGUCCUUUAACAACUUAUCACGAUAGACUUCCCAACUCAUCAUCAUCCGGCAGAGGAAAUAUCCCAGGCACAUUUCGACCUCGAGACUCGAGGGAAGAUUCAAUGAAUUGUGCGACGGAUUUUGCCACAGGACCCACAGCAGUUAACAGGCACAGACGUUUGAUGAGACUUACACAUAGUAGAAGGUCUUUGGAAAGGCGACGAGAUGUUCCAUUCGUUUCUCCUAACGUUGGUGCAUCUGGAACUCACGUGGCCAACUCACAUGAUGAUACAACAGAAGGAGCAAUCCACUACUUUCAGGAUGAAAGAGGAAGUUGGCAUUCGUAUAUAUUUACCGAAAAAUCUCCCGCACCGAUAACGACAAUCAUAGAUGCUUCGAAUCCACUAAAUUUUCCCCCAGUCAUUAAUGAAUACCAAAAUUCUGAUAAAUCUGCUGGAAAUAUACGGUCUGAUUUUACAGCAUCUAAUACCGAACCACGUCAAAGCACCAGCUUAAAUCCUUCAGGGUGCGGUGGAAGUCAUCAUCAUCCACUUGGAAUUAAAACUCCAUCAAGUGAAUCAUGGUCAAGUGGUAGUUCAACCACAGAACUCGACACAUCCACCAACAAAAUGUAUGCAUCUUAUCGACGAAGUAAUCCGCCUCAUCACUCACGUGGUAUAUCCGGUGGGGGUGGGGGUGGUACGGUACAGAGCCUAAGUCGCGGACAAAGUCAAACUGACAGUGGGUGUCCUAGUCCGAUAGCUUCAGUUCCAUCUCUAGUAACAAUUACUCCAGAAUACAACAGCGUCUCAGCAUCUAAUUCGUCUCAUGCACUCAGCUCGACACGACUGCCGAUGCCAAGCUAUUCAUCAAUGCAGAGAUCCUGGCAAAGGAACCGGCGUGAUGUACUGCAAGUGUUGACUGAAUCCAUAAUUGAACGAAGAAGACCAGGUGGAACUUACAAUCUCGGUCAAGACCACAAUUACCACACGACUGCCCUGGGAGUUUUGGGUGGAGGAGACCGUCUGAAUUCUCAUGGUCGUGGAGGGUUUGAUCGCAACAAACAAAAGGAACAAAAAUUACCUCGUCAAUACUACAUGAUGAAACUACUUUACUUUUUCCCAAAUGCGUAUACAAAAAUUUGGUUCGACAGAUUAAAAUUAAUGGCGCUGUUUGACAGAAACCGUUCCGUAUUGGAAAACUUGUUUUGCAUUAUACUCGCGGUUGGUGUUGCCUGCCUAGGAUCGUACAUAUUACACCGAGGAUAUUAUCAGGAUUUAACAGUUGUGCUAAUGUGUUUUGUGAUUGCAAGCUGUCAGUUCUCGUUACUUUCAAGUGUACAGCCUGACGCUUCUUCCCCCACCCACGGAUUUAAUUAUUUAACGGCAUUCAGUCGCCCAAUUUAUUUUUGCCUGUGCGGAGGCUUGGUGUAUUUGACACAAGUUUUAUUGGAUAAUGGCACACACGAUUUUGAUUUAAAAUUAUAUGGAGUGGAUUUGACGCAAAAACUAUUUCUUGAAAAUAUUCAAACCGCCCUUUUAAUUAUUUUGCUCUGUUUUCCCGUCUUAUUCAGCGUUGGAUUGUUUGCUCAAAUCAACACAUUUCUCAUGUAUCUUCUCGAGCAAAUCGAUAUGCAUGGAUUUGGUGGAAACGCUACAUCAAGUUUGUCUGCUGGAAUCAUUAGCCUGUUGCGCAAUUGGAUCGCAGUGUUACUACUUUACGGUUUUGCAUAUGGUGCGAUGAGUGAACCCAAAUCAACGCAACACCUGAUGUUCUCAAUUUUCUGUGGCCUAUUGGUCGUUAUUUCGUACCAUAUGAGUCGUUGUACAUCUGACCCCAGUGUGAUGUGGAGUGUAUUAAAACAGCUUUUUUGUCCUGAAGAGGACUGUUUUGGGGAACCGCAUACAAAUGUCCCACCUCAAGAUACUGAAGACCAAGGAGAUCCUUUACCAAAAAAAUUACGAGACACUGUUAAGUCUCGUUUGUUGUCGGACGCAAUUAUUUGCACUUUCAUUGGACUGGUCAUAUUUGGACUACAUAGCAGCACUGUUUUCAGUGCUCUUCAACCAGGAUUGACUCCGACUUUGUGGAUUUUGGCAAUUGUGCUUGGAUUUUUACUUCAUUAUUUAAUACCUCAAUUUCGAAAACAACUCCCAUGCCUCCUUAUGUCUCACCCAGUUUUACCUCCUGGCGAAUAUCAUCAGUUUGAAGUCCGUGAUGCUGCAAGACUAAUGUGGUUCGAGAAAAUAUUCAUGUGGCUGUGCUUCUUUGAAAAAAAUGUCGUGUAUCCCUUAUUAUUUACGAGCGCCCUUACAGAAUCUGCAAAGAUUAUUAGUAACGACAAAUUUGGAGUUGCGUUUGGAAGUUUGAUAAUUGUCAUUACUGGUCUGAAAGCAUUGCGGACAAGUUUCUCUGAUCCUGGGAAGCACUAUUUGAUUUUGGUCUUUACGUUACUCUUUUUCAAUUUUGAUUGGAUUGGGUUAUCAGAAACCUUUCUUGUUGAUUUUUUCUUCAUGAGUAUCGCAUUUCACAAAAUGCACGAACUAUGCCUAAAACUCCAAUUCGUCAUAAAAUAUAUUUCACCGUGGCAAAUCACCUGGGGAUCAGCUUUUCAUGCUUUUGCUCAGCCAUUCAGCGUACCACAUUCUGCAAUGCUGUUUUUACAAGCAGUAGUUUCGUCAUUUUUGUCCGCCCCAUUAAAUCCCUUUUUAGGAAGUGCCAUAUUUAUAACAUCCUACGUGAGACCAAUCAAGUUUUGGGAGAAGGAUUAUAAUACUAAACGUGUAGACAAUUCCAACACCCGCUUAUCCACACAUUUAGAGAAAAAUCCAGGCGCAGAUGACAACAAUUUAAAUUCUAUUUUCUAUGAGCAUCUUACCAGAUCGCUCCAGGAUUGUUUGUGUGGUGAUCUCAUGCUUGGUCGAUGGGGCCAGGUUUCACAAGGAGACUGUUUUGUACUAGCUUCAGAUUAUCUCAACUGUCUCGUACAUGUUAUAGAAGUUGGAAAUGGUCUUGUAACGUUUCAAAUGCGGGGAUUAGAAUUUCGAGGGACGUAUUGUCAGCAAAGAGAAGUUGAAGCUAUUUCGGAAGGUGUUGAAGACGAUGAUGGAUUUUGUUGUUGUGAACCAGGCCACCCCCCUCAUAUUUUGAGUGUAAACUCGGCCUUUAGUCAAAGAUGGAUGGCAUGGGAGGUCACAGUGUCAAAAUACGUGUUGGAGGGAUACAGUAUAUCUGAUAAUUCGGCUGUAUCUAUGCUGCAAGUUUAUGAUCUCAGGAAAAUAUUAAUCACCUAUUACGUUAAGAGCAUCAUUUACUAUGCCGUUAAAGCUGAGAAACUUGAAGAAUGGUUAAAUCUGGAUACUAUUGUUACCGCUUUGAAACCCACACUCGAUAAAAAUUACGCAGAGUUAGAUCCUGUAUUUAGUGCAAAUAUUGAUUGCGACUAUGACUAUAAUAUUGCUGGAGUGACGCGAACCAGCUUUUGCCACCUCUACCUUAGUUGGAUUCAGUACUGUUUGUCAAAAAGAGAAAAGACUGUUGGAAUCGAUAGCGGAAAAGAUUCAGGACUUGUUUCCUUGUGUUUCGCCUUAAGUAUUCUUGGAAGGCGCGCAUUAGGUGUCGCAGCUCACAGUAAUGGUGUGGAAUUUUUCUUGUAUGGUCUACAUGCUUUGUUUAAAGGCGACUUUCGAAUAACGUGUCUAAGGGACGAAUGGGUUUUUUGUGACAUGGAUCUACUAAAGGGCGUAGUUUCUGCUGCUGUUAGAAUGUCCUUAAAAUUACACCAGGAUCACUUCAUGUGCCCAGAUGAAUAUGACGAUCAUAAUGCGCUGUUUGAUGCAAUUAGCUACCAUGACCAGCACCUUGUAAUUUCACAUGAGGCGAGUCCUGCUUGGCGAACGGCUGUGCUUUCUGGUACACCUGCUCUUUUAGCGUUGAGGCACGUCUUAGAUGAAGGUUCUGAUGAGUACAAGGUCAUUAUGCUAAAUAAGCGCCAUCUUAGUUUUCGAGUCAUUAAACUGAACAGAGAAUGUGUAAGAGGACUUUGGGCUGGACAACAACAAGAAUUAGUCUAUUUACGGAAUCGGGAUCCUGAAAGAGGUAGUAUUCAGAAUGCUAAACAGGCACUUCGGAAUAUCAUCAACUCAUCAUGUGACCAGCCCAUUGGGUAUCCUAUUUAUGUCUCACCGCUCACCACGUCAUAUGCAGAUACACAUCCGCAAGUUUGUUCCCUUAUCGGUGGACCCCUUAGUUUGUCCAAACUAAAAGAAGACGUCAUCUCCGUGUGGAGGCGAAUUAGACAACGUGUAGGGGAAGGAUGUUCCAGUGGAUCUGCAAUUCCUAAUCAUGAAGACACAUCAUAUGGACAUGAAGGUGUUUAUUCCAUGGCACCCACAAACAUUCCAUCCGCAGCCGUAUCGGGCGGACUAAAUUUAUCUGGAAGCCAAUCUCUUGAUGGAAGUCAAAUUGGAGGUAGCAGUGCUGGGCGAGGUUCAUUGAGCAGAGGAUUUAAUCGAGGCAGCGUUGCUUCUAACGUCUCUAAACCAUCUACCUCAACGUUGGCCAGCCUUGCAGGUUUCCUGACUGACACGAAUGGAAAUCGUGAAAAGGAUAGAGGGGAAAGAGAUGGGAAAGAAAAGGACAAAGAUUUUCGAGAGUCUAGUAGCAGAGAUCGGGAAAAGUCUACCAGCUUACAAAGAGUUCGUAUAAUUGAUGCUAAUUUGGUAUAUGACGGACUAAAUCUUGGCAGAAGAAUUGAUGUGAUUUGGCCAGAAGAGACUAUGAGAUUUAGAGGAGGUCGCUCAUAUUGGCAAAACUGGGUUCCUGAGGAUGGGAUGGAAGGCGUGUGUGUACACAAGUGGACUCCGGGACAUCGAGAUCCACAAUGUCGUUCGAUUACCGACAAGACGAUACUUUUAUUGAAAAUUGAUGACAAAUAUGUGCCAAUUCAAGAGUCUGGGGUAAUUGAUUUAGGUCACGAAGUGUGAUUUAUGGUUCAAUCACCUACGCAAUUCCCCUGUAUUCAUCACGAGAAGAUUCUAUUGUUCAUAUUUACAAGUAGCUCUUUGAUCACAAUUAAUUAACACUGCACGUGGUGUGGCAAUCCUAUCCUUCCUAUACCCAUAUCCUCACGCUCAUAUUAGAACUCCCCGUGAUCCGCCACCUAAAAUUUCCUCUGGUCCUGAAGAACAACGAAUGUUCGAAAAGUCGAAUCCUGUCCCUUAAUUUUCCUUACAUACUACAAAAUAGUGAGUCUCCUUCCCACUCCUUUAUUAAUUAACACCGCAUACGCGCAUCUACAAAUAUUUAUUGACUACCAGAAUUCUUGAUAUUUAUUAUUUUCUGCAUUAUUUAUUGAUUUUAUAAGAACGCAAUCUAUCGCAUAUUAUUAUAUUUUACAUAUAAAUCGAUGUCACGUAUUUUUUAUGGAAUACAAACUGUAUGUUGGACAUAAGUAAAUAUGUACCAGUAAUUAAACACAUUGCAAUAAAAUCUCGAGUAUAAAAUAUUC
Molecule: messenger RNA, 8245 nt
Organism: Folsomia candida
Lineage: Eukaryota; Metazoa; Arthropoda; Collembola; Entomobryomorpha; Isotomidae
Gene: pcx
Product: pecanex-like protein 1
Exons: 47
Coding region: 288-7721 (2477 amino acids)
Biological process (GO): endoplasmic reticulum organization
Cellular component (GO): endoplasmic reticulum; membrane
Source: RefSeq, a predicted model, not a curated record